UGCAGAGAACACCCUCACUCUGCCCGGCCGGGACUGGGAGGAGAGGGGUCUCACACAGCCAGUGCCUCCUCCGAGCCAGGAGUCAUUCAGGAAAGUGCAGCCGCUGGAGAGAUAACGGUCCCCGGGCUGCGGCCACAGAACGGUUUAAGAAAUGGAGGCCAUGGAUAAAGUGGUGAAUGGAUAUAUAGACAACUUGCUUGGACCACGAGACCCGAGAGUGAAAGGAUGGUUCAUGUUAGAUAAUUACAUCCCCUCCUUUGUCUGCACCGUCCUGUAUUUAUUGAUCGUAUGGCUAGGACCGAAGUACAUGAAGAACCGGCAGCCUGUGUCCUGCAGAGGGAUUCUGGUCUUCUAUAACCUUGGCCUUACACUGCUCUCACUGUACAUGUUUUAUGAGCUGGUAACAGGAGUCUGGGAAGGAGGCUACAACUUUUUCUGUCAGGACACUCACAGUGGAGGUGAUGCAGACAUGAAGAUAACGCGUGUCCUCUGGUGGUACUACUUUUCCAAGCUCAUUGAGUUUAUGGACACUUUCUUUUUCAUACUGCGCAAGAACAACCACCAGAUCACCGUCCUGCAUGUCUAUCACCAUGCCUCCAUGCUGAACAUCUGGUGGUUUGUCAUGAACUGGGUCCCGUGUGGACACUCCUACUUUGGGGCCACUCUGAAUAGCUUUAUCCAUGUCCUCAUGUACUCUUACUACGGACUCUCGGCUGUUCCAUCCAUGCGACCAUAUCUAUGGUGGAAGAAGUACAUCACCCAGUGCCAGCUGACCCAGUUCGUCCUGACGAUGACUCAGACCAGCUGUGCAAUGGUUUGGCCCUGUGCCUUCCCCAUGGGAUGGCUGUAUUUCCAGAACUGCUACAUGAUCUCCCUUAUCAUCCUCUUUGGCAAUUUCUACAUUCAGACAUACAAGAAGGCCUCUUCCCGAAGGAAAGAUUACCAGAAUGGCUCAGUGAGUGCGGUGAACGGACACACAAACGGCUUUUCAUCCCUGGAGAACAAUGUCAAGCAGCGUAGACAAAGAAAGGAUUGAGUGGCGAGAAACCAGCCAGCAGUUUGCUAUGCCAGAUGAUAUCAGAUCUGAAUCUGUGCACUGACACCAUUGCAGCUACUGUAAAUGAUUCCUAGUUAUAUAAUGUGAUUAAUGUAGAUCUUAACAAAUUCCACCCAUCAUUAAAAUGCUGAAGACACAUUUAUAAUGGCUCACAAAAUUAGCAGCAGUUAUUGCUUAGUCCUGCCUUCUACAGCAACAGAUGCUGAACUGCAAGUCUCAGAGUGCCAUAGACGUACAAGCCUCUGCCACCCAAUCGGGUACACAUUUCCCGUGAUGCUGGCUGGGACUUGUGAGGAUCAGCAUCUGUAGAUCUACAGGUGGGUCACAUCUGUUCUAGACCAUAGUGCACUAUUGCCCAUUGCCUUUAACGCAUUAUCCAAAAUGGAAAUGUGUGAAGGGAGGCAUUGCCAUUAGAACCUGUGGGAAGGUCUCAACAUAUUUUAUAUAUUUUAGAUACACAAUUAUAAUCCAUCCAUAUUUUAAUGUUUUUGGAAAGGCAACACCCUAUAACCUGCAGUUUUGUAGACAUGUCAUUGAAGAGAUGGGUAAGAAUGUCAUGCCAGGCUAUCUCAGGGCUAUGUAAUAUCUCCUGGGUAGAAUACUCUGGGUAGGAGUCACCAUGACACAUGAUCAAGGGCACAUCAACUCAGACAGUAACGAGUUAACUAGCUGCUUUUGUCAUAGCACCACAUAAUUAGAGAGCCCUGAGCAGUGAGCACCCUGACAUCGACUGGGACCAGCCAUUCUGUUACUGUGCGCACAUGCCUUUUCUGUAGACUGUGGAUAUAUAUGAAAAAAAAAAGUAUUAUUGUAGUAUAUUACACUGCUGUUGCCUUACUAGUUUCAUAUUAUAUUUCUAAGUACCAGGAGGUAGAUUUCAUUUUCUAAUACAAGAUACCUGUGUGUUUGUAGUAGCCAUUUGUAGUGUGGCGCGACAUGCCUUAAUAAAAUAGCAUUUAGAUAAAUAGGCCCAUAGCUUCUUACCAGUUAGAAAAGGCUUAAAAGAAAUUAAAAUUGACAACUCGUCUUUUUAGUAGAUAGUUAUAUUUUUAGAAUGUAUUUGUAUCAUAUUAGUAGUGAAAUUUUCUUGUAUCUUACGCACACAAACAGAGACUGACGUCACUGAGAGAUCGGGGUGUCACUAGUGGUUUGCGUCUGCGGCCAUCGUGUGUGUGCAUAUGAAGGAGAUGGGUGCCGUUUUUAAGUUUUGGAUGCCUGCAAAGAAUCAGACAAAAAAAAUAAAAACUUUUUUUUUUUUUUUACUGUUUAUUUGGUAUUGUGGGUGUGACUGCAGCCCUGAAAGAAUCAAUCUGACAUUAUUUUAUCACGGUUUUGCAUAUUGUUCAUUUUGUGCUUAGGCUGACUGUGUAACGCAAAGAAUUUGCACUCAAGGGAAACUUCUGGCUUGAACAAUACAGGUAUAUAUUAAGGUGCUCAAAUGUCUAUUGGUUAUAUUGGACACUCGAUGGCAAAAUGUCGAAGCGUUUUCAAGUUUGUAAUGUCAGCAGAUGGACUGUGCACUAAAUGCCCUUCAGAAGACUUCUGCCUGGCUCCAGUGAUAAACAUGUACGGUAUUUCAUAGCACUUCUGCCUCCCUGAGGCUAUUUUAGGUACUGCAAAUGGACAUUAGUUCUUCAUGAACAUAGAACCUGUUAUGUCUGUUUUGUAAUAGUGUUCAACUACCGUGUAGCUAUUACUGAAGCAGCAUUCUAAGGCAAAUGAAUUUCCAGAUUGCAGUAUAUUUAUGAAAAAGACAGGAAGUAGAGAAUUUAGAAAAAAAAGGCAUUACUUCAUACUUCACUGAUGUCAAACAUUCCUAGGCUGCCUUCUUGUGUGAGUACAGCAAGCAUAAUUGCCACCUUCACUGUUACAGGUGCAUUUCAAACCCCCAUGUUGCCUUCCAAUUUUAGCCGUAUGUAUUGAUUGUGUUUUUUUUUUUUUUUUUUUUUUUACAACUCAAUCAAAUGUGGGGCAACAGAACAUUAAACGUCAUAGUUUCUACAGUGAGAAAGUUAGUCAUAAUAAUGCCAAGAAAAUUGUAUGAACAUAUGUGGGCUUUUUGUUUCCUUAGUUUCGUAACGAUGAGCACUGGCAAUGUCAUUUCAACUCAUUUAUAUAGUAAUACACAUGUCAAAUGUUUCUGUUAAUAUAUUAAAACAUUAAAAGUUGUGAUCUCAU
Messenger RNA from Bufo gargarizans (Asiatic toad), 3235 nucleotides. RefSeq names its product ELOVL fatty acid elongase 5 (gene ELOVL5). Gene Ontology annotation, biological process: fatty acid elongation, monounsaturated fatty acid; fatty acid elongation, polyunsaturated fatty acid; sphingolipid biosynthetic process. The record is from RefSeq and is a predicted model, not a curated record. Gene Ontology annotation, cellular component: endoplasmic reticulum membrane; endoplasmic reticulum. The transcript has 8 exons. Lineage: Eukaryota; Metazoa; Chordata; Amphibia; Anura; Bufonidae. Gene Ontology annotation, molecular function: fatty acid elongase activity. Bases 152 to 1036 code for a protein of 294 amino acids.